Molecule: messenger RNA, 1759 nt
Organism: Bursaphelenchus okinawaensis
Lineage: Eukaryota; Metazoa; Nematoda; Chromadorea; Rhabditida; Aphelenchoididae
Source: the annotation of a GenBank genome assembly
AUGAUGGAUGCAGACGGUCUUGAUUUAGAUUUUCAAAGUCCAUUGAAGGAGGAACCUGACGAUCAUGUUGUUCCUGAUGGUUCAAAAGACAUCAAGUACAUUUCUAACAGGUAAAUAAAUAUAUAUAUACGUGAAUUUGAAAAGUAUAAAUUAUUAUUUUAUAUUUUAGUAAUUUAAUAAUAUUUAAAAAGAAUUUUAUUCUGUUCAUUUCAGUCGAUUCAUCCAGAUGUUCAUGUCAGGUAAACUUAAUAUACCAGGGGUCGGAAGGGAAGUUACGUUUGGCUACGAAGAUUUGCAGAAUAUUGGGGAAAUCGGAGCUGGCAGAUUUGGAAUCGUGUGUAAGAUGAGGCACAUACCAACAAAGUUCAUGAUGGCAGUUAAAGUAAGGAUGGUUUAAUUUGACAAGAAGCAUAUUUGUCUUACGAAGAAAGACUUUGGAUUUAUAUUGUUCUGAAUUUAGAGAGUCAGAUUGAUUUCAAAUCAAUAUGAAAAUGUGGAGUCACGUCGAAGAAUGCAGCAACUACAGAAUGAGGUGCAGAUGAUAAAAGAAGCCUCUACAUGUCCUGAAGUCGUUCGAUUUUACGGCGUUACCUUCAAUGAGGUUGGAUUAGUGUUUUUUUGAAUUAAAGUUUUACUAACUCUUCAUUAUGUGGAUUUUGAAAAUGAUUUUCGUAGAAGUAGUACUAGUUUUUUUUCAUUUUUUAGGGAGAUUGUUUGAUAUGCAUGGAGCUAAUGGACAUUUCUCUUGAUCGAUUAUAUAAAAUUGUUCACCAAACGACAAAGAUGCCUUUUUAUGAACCUGUUUUGGGAGUAAUUGCGGUGACCGUGCUAAAUGCUUUGAACUGUCUAAAGAAGUUGAAACACAUUAUUCAUAGAGGUAUGUGUUUUAUUAUUUUUUUAUUUUGGGCUCAGUUUUACAUUAUUGUUUUAUAAUUUAUUAUAUAACAUAGGAAUAGUGACAUUUUGUUAAUAGUGAAGUUUACAGACGUCAAACCUUCGAAUAUUUUGCUGAAUUGUCGUGGUAAGGUGAAGAUCUGUGACUUUGGGAUUUCUGGAUAUCUUGAAGAUUCUAUGGCGAAGACAAAAGACGUUGGGUGUAGACCGUAUAUGGCGGUAAGUUAACUAUUGGCUAUUUGGUAUGCAUAAGGCUAUAUGAAGCCUGGGGAGUUUAAAAUUUUCAUUAUAAUUCAAACCUUUGUAGCCAGAAAGAUUAAUGGCAAACGUAGAAGGCUACGAUACUCGGUCUGAUGUGUGGAGUCUUGGCAUUACUUUGGUAUGUUAGUCAUAAGUUAACUUUACCUAACAUUACAAAAAUAGGUUGAGACAGCCCGAGGUGUGUUUCCUUAUCCAGACUUUAACAAAAAGUGUCUGUUCGCUCAAAUCGAGCUUGUUGUUCACGGUGAUCCUCAGUUUCUGAGUCCGAGUGAUGGUUACAAUCCAAUUACCAUACUUUUCGUUAAUCGAUGGUAUGUUUUGAAUAUCAUUUAUUAUUUUAAUUUCAUUUUUAAAAUUCAAACAACUUUAACACCAAAUUGAAAAGAUACGAAUUUAAAACUCAUUAUAUGAUAUUUAUGCUACAUUAUGUUACUCUCAAUGAAAGACUUACAGUUUGACGAAAGAGUACAAAGAUCGACCGACUUUCGAGGUUUUAAUGCAAUCUCCCUUCUACUUGCAUUACUCGAAGCUACGAGACAGAGAUUCUAUAGUAGCGUCGUAUGUUCAACAAAUGAUUAACGAAUCAAACGGGUGUAGUUUGUAG